This is a messenger RNA of Pelmatolapia mariae (spotted tilapia), 3336 nucleotides long. RefSeq names its product kelch repeat and BTB (POZ) domain containing 4 (gene kbtbd4). Bases 102 to 1673 code for a protein of 523 amino acids. Gene Ontology annotation, molecular function: protein binding. Lineage: Eukaryota; Metazoa; Chordata; Actinopteri; Cichliformes; Cichlidae. The record is from RefSeq and is a predicted model, not a curated record. The transcript has 5 exons.
AAUGUGUCAUAUUUGCGUGCUGAAAAAGUUUAUUUACUUCCGGUGAACAGUUUAGCUCCUUCUGAAUGAUAGAAUAGUGGAGAUAAAGGCGAGCAGAAAAGAUGGAGUCCAGUGAGGAGGGUGGCCUCAGUGUUGGGGGAUCGGUGGGCGAGGAAAACUACUUCCUGGGGUACACAUUCACGGACCGCUCCCACUCGAGCCGAGUGGUGAAGAGUAUUAUGGAUCUCUGCCUGGAGGACGGCCUGUUUGCUGAUGUCACCAUCACCGUUGACGGCAAAGAGUUUCACCUGCACCGCCUGGUGCUGUCUGCGCAGAGCAGCUUUUUCCGCUCCAUGUUCACCUCCAAUCUCAAAGAGUCGCACAACCGCAUUAUUGAGCUUAAGGAUGUCAGCGCUACCGUCUUCCAGCUGCUGAUUGACUACAUCUACCAUGGUACCAUUAAACUGAGGGUGGAGGAGCUGCAGGACACCUAUGAGAUGGCGGACAUGUACCAGCUGACUGCUCUGUUUGAAGAAUGCUCGCGCUUCCUCUCCCGAACAGUGGAGGUCAAGAACUGCUUGCAGGUGAUGUGGCUUGCAGACAGACACAGUGAUCAGGAGCUGUAUACUGCAGCGAAGCACUGUGCCAAAAUCCACCUGGCCCAGCUGCACCAGACUGAAGAGUUUCUAAAUCUGCCCCUCUGUCUACUACUAGAUAUCAUCAAAGAUGGUGUUCCAAGUUCUCAGAAUCCAACAGUGGCCAUCGAGUCAUGGAUAAAUCACAAUAAAGUCGAGAGAGAGGAGUUUUCUUGCAUCCUUCAAGAAAAUCUUAAGGAAAUUGGUGAGAAUGUCCAUAUUUACCUGAUUGGCAAGGAGGAGACGAGAACUCACUCUCUGGCCGUGUCGCUGCACUGCGAUGAGGAUGAUGCGAUCAGCGUGAGUGGCCAGAACAGUUUAUGUCAUCAGAUCACCGCAGCCUGCAAACAUGGAGGGGACCUAUAUGUGGUGGGGGGUUCUAUCCCGCGGCGCAUGUGGAAGUGCAACAUGCACACGAUGGACUGGGAGCGUUGCGCACCACUUCCCAGAGACCGCCUCCACCACACUAUGGUGUCCGUCUCCACUGAGGAUGCCAUCUACUCACUGGGAGGCAAAACGUUGCAGGACACGCUCUCUAAUGCCGUCAUCUACUACACAGUGAAGGACAACAUGUGGACAGAGACCAACCAGCUGGACACCGCGGUGUCGGGGGCUGCUGGCGUCAACCUGGGAGGCACCAUCUACCUGCUGGGAGGGGAGGAGAAUGACAUGGAUUUUUUCACAAAGCCUUCUCGCCUCAUUCAGUGCUUCGACACCUCCUCCCAAAAGUGCCAGAUCAAACCUUACAUGCUGCCGUUCGCCGGCUGCAUGCACGCAGCAGUCCACAUGGACGUGAUCUUUAUCGUAGGAGAAGGAGACUCACUGGUGUGUUACAACCCACUGCUCGAGAGCUUCACACGCCUGCGCUUCCCCGAAGCGUGGAGCUGUGUCCCUUCACUGUGGAAGGUGGCCAGUUGUAAUGGCUGUAUUUACGUCUUCAGAGACAAAUGUAAGAAAGGAGACGCAAAUACUUUAAAGUUUAACCCGGCCACGUCUGUCGUCUCCGUAAUCAGAGGUAUUAAGAUCCUCCUCACAAACUGGCAGUUUGUUUUGGCCUAAGCUCUCCGCGGUACGUUCACACUGUGGUCAACACACCAGCCACAGAGAAUCAGGGAAGACUGUUGGUUGACUGACCAAGACUUCACUCAUGGAGACGUCCUGUGAAGAAAUUUGUCCACGAGUUGUAUUUACUCAGCUGUGUCACUUAUUCCAUUCAGACUCCACCACCGGCCACACAACAACAGUUCAGCGGUGUGUCGCUUGUACUACAACGUGUCUCGUUGUCGGCUCCUUAGCCGAGAAUCCAAUUUGUGGUGAUGCUGUGAACAGUGAUGAACUAAUCUAUUGUUUUCUGUGCACUCCUCAUUUAUUGACACGCAUGAACAGCUUCAGUGUAAAAAUAUUAAUGAACACAAGGCAUCUUUCACUAUAUUGUAAGUGUGUCAUGAUAUUGUAGGUCAGAUAUCACAAGAUGUUUUUAAAGUGCUCAUGUUAUACUUGUUUUCAGAGUCUACUAGAAUAAGUUUACAUACUUUAAUGUUGAGAAACACGUUUUUUCUGAGUGUGUACACGGCCUUUUCAUUCCAAUAACUAUUGCCCUGUCUGUUUAAAGCCCACUCCGGAGAAAAACACUUUGCUCUGAUUGGUUUGUUAGAAUGAUCAAAGCAAAGCAAAGUUGCCUAAUGUACAUAACCCACAAUGGUUAUGAAAGCUUAACCUAUAUUCAAAAUAUAUUGCAGCUUCUGACUUUUUCUGAACGACUAUUUUAUCUGUAAAUAUUAAACGAUAGCUCCAACGUAUGUGAAUGGUCAUCACAUUUCGUCACACAGUGUUGCUGUUAGCAAGAUUUUAGCUGUGAAGAGAAAAUAUUGAUUGGGAAUUUGCUAUUUUAAAAAGAAGCAAAACAAAACAACAGCUGUUUUAGUUUGAACAUGACAAGGUGGGGCAAAAUAUUAAUAACACAGUAUAUAUCAUAGGUAAGAAACUCACGGGGAGCUAAAUAAAAUGAAUUGGCAUUAAAAUGUAAAUCUUACUGUAAUGAUUUUAAUAACUAUAGGUUUAUAAAAAGAUUAUAAAUCUUAAUUCUUUUCAUUUUUGUGUCCAUUUGUUUCUUGUUUUUUGACUGAAUUUUGUUUGAAUCACCACUGAAUCUGGAAUGAAGGCUUGAAGCACAACGUGCCAGUAAUAAUAAAAAUAAUAAGAAUAAUACAUGUAUUAUUAUUGACACCACAGUGCUUAAAUACAUAACUCAUACUUUUAAUGCCUUUUUAGGAUUAUUUUUUCUACAGUUCCACAGAUGUGAAGUAUUGCAGAGGAUACUUGCAUUAUGAUAACCAUUGUUGUAGUAUUGUACCAGGAAAGUUUUUUGUGAUUCCCAGGAAAUUAUGGUGGAUUGUGGAUGUAAUUCAGGCACCUUUUUUUUUUUUAAAAUAAAACUAACCAUCGGGCGGGUAUUAUGCUUAUGUGUUACAUAAGAUAAGUCACAGAACAGAAGCCUGGGCUACAAAUGUGGCAUUUCUGGUAGGUUUACAUGCACUAAAUGUGUCAGACUGAAGGUUAAUGGAAACAUGAAAGUAUAGUACGGGCACUUUAAGUUGGUGUGUGCAUAGACAUGAUAACAAAGGGUGUUUUUUAACUUUUCAGAUUUUCUUGUCUCAAGAUUGUAUUUUUUGAUGUACACCAUACAUGUUCAAGUUAACCAUUAUCUGAAAUGUUAAAUAUA